Molecule: messenger RNA, 1378 nt
Organism: Carcharodon carcharias (great white shark)
Lineage: Eukaryota; Metazoa; Chordata; Chondrichthyes; Lamniformes; Lamnidae
Gene: mreg
Product: melanoregulin
Exons: 5
Coding region: 126-830 (234 amino acids)
Biological process (GO): melanosome transport
Cellular component (GO): melanosome
Source: RefSeq, a predicted model, not a curated record
CCUCAAUCGGACUAAUCUCCGAACUGGUUGAAUACCCACUGCUGGGUAAUUUGCCUCCAACUGUUGCAUGUUUCCUUUCUCUGGGAUUGCCUGGUGUGCUCUAACUAAGAUUGGAGCACUGUGAAAUGGGGGAUAGGAAUGUCUUUUAUCGCAUAUGCUGCUCAUGCUGUGGGGAAGAUGAGCCAGAGGAGAAGACUCCAAUCAUCAGCGACACGUUGCUGUAUUUUGCCCAGGAAGCUCAGCGCAGGAGAUCGGAACAAGCAAACUUGUGGAGUGAGCCUCAUGAUGCAUUCCACACGGAGAGAGAUGAUGAUCGGGAACUUUACAACUUGCUGCAGAAACGAGCCAAGACACGGAGGGGCUCUCAGGGUUACCGUCGCCUCAGUUUUGACAUUCAUGCAGUUCGCCAGGAACGCAGAGAUGUACUGGGGAAGUGGAAGAUGAUUUUAGAAAACUUGGGUUUUCAUGCAGAGUCUGAUAUGCUUUUGAAUGUCACAUCUGCAACCUCGUACAGCAGCAUGAGGAAUGCACCCCAGGCAAAGAAACUGCUGGACAUCCUGGCUCAAGAAACCUCAAUAUUUGACAAUAAAAUGCCGGCGGAGAGAUACAUCUUUGUUUUGGACCGUCUAAUCACACUGGAUGCUGCAGAGGACUUUCUGAGAAAGGCAAAAAAUUAUUAUCCCCGGGAUCAGAGCCCUGAGAUGGAGACAGAGGAACAGGAUUCAGUUGUUGUUCUAAUAAAAAGAACAAAUGAAAUCAACCCAGUAACAGACGAGGAACUGGAAGAAGUUGAUGAAGAAAUUCUCCUCUCGAGAUCACUGGAAUUGUGAUUAUCAAUCCAAUUUGAGAUUCCUAAGCUGUGUUUUCCAAAGGUUGUUGCAAUAAGUUCAUCAUCUUUCCUGUUGGAAUUUCUGGAAGGUAAAGAAAGAACUUUGCUUUUCUACACCAUCUUUCACCACCUCAGGAUGUCCCAGAGCCAAUGAAGUGCUUUUGAAGUAUAGUCACUUUUGUAAUGUAGGAACAUCAGUCAAUUUGUGCACAGCAAGCCCCCACAAACAGCAGUAUGAUAAUGUAAUAAUCUGUUUUGAAUGUUGAUUGAGGGAUAAAUAUUGACCAAGACACCGGGGAGAAAUCCUUUGCGUUUCCACAAAGUGUAAUGGAAUCUUUGACCCUCCUCCUGAAAGGGUAGAUGGGGGCCUUAAUUUAACAGCUCAUCCAAAAGAUGGCCCCUCUGACAAUGCAAAAUAAAGGAGUUAAAGGUGCUGUUUAGAUGCAGGUUGUUGAGUUGCAUGUGGUACCAUAUAUGUGAGAGGUGGGGGCAUUCCCUGUAUUGAUUUGACUAUCCUGUUUUGUUUGCUUUUUCUCUGAGCCAUUGACC